CUCAGUGACUUAAACGCUCCCAUUGGGCUCGGAUCGUUACCAUGCGGCAUCUGGUACUUCUGGCCGUUAUUUACGUGGCUCUGGUUCUGGCCAAGCCGGCGACGGAGACGCCCCGUCUGCUCAUCGACUCAGCGCCCUCGGUGGUCUCCUACCAGGGCUCCUCGCAGGCCCAGACCCGCUUCGUCAUCGCGCCCAUGGGCCGGGCACUGGGCUACGUGGAGCCCACCAACCUCAAUCGAACCUUCCACACGAAGGCAACGCAGGAGGGCGGCGCCACCGGCUACGAGCAGCUUAAUCUGAGUCCGGUCUACGUGCCGAGUAGCUAGGCAAUGGAAUCGCAAUGGAGGCGCUUAGUUUUAGUUAGUUAAAUGUGUAAAUAAAGGCAGUGUGUAUAACAACGAAA
This is a messenger RNA of Drosophila erecta, 403 nucleotides long. RefSeq lists its product as uncharacterized. The transcript has 2 exons. The coding region runs from base 42 to 326 and encodes 94 amino acids. NCBI's taxonomy places the organism in Eukaryota, Metazoa, Arthropoda, Insecta, Diptera, Drosophilidae. The record is from RefSeq and is a predicted model, not a curated record.